CCGAAUGACUUUGUCUACCCGAAGAUCAUCGCGGUGAUCCGCAGCGGUCUAAAGCCGAGGAAAAUCAUGCGCUUCCUGCUCAACAAAAGGACCGCCCGAUCGUUCGAGCAAAUCCUGACCGAUUUGGCCAGCCUGGUGAAACUUGACUCCGGCGUCGUUAAGAAGAUAUUCGCUCUCAGCGGAAGGCCCAUAACGAAGCUUCUGGAUUUUUUCAGCGAUGAUAAAAUUUUCCUGGUGUGCGGCAGCGAGAAGAUCACCGUCGACGAUUUCUACCUGGACAGCGAAGGUCUUGUGGUCAGGUGCUUGCUGCUUCCUAGUAUCGUAAAACUGGAUUUUCAGAGCACAAAUUCUUACAGUCUUCGCGACCCAGUGGCGAUCGCCUAUCGUACCAUGCAUCACCGUCAAAGACUGCCCACUGUCGAAAGUCCGUUGGCUACCCACUAA
Messenger RNA from Soboliphyme baturini, 444 nucleotides. NCBI's taxonomy places the organism in Eukaryota, Metazoa, Nematoda, Enoplea, Dioctophymatida, Soboliphymatidae. The record is from the annotation of a GenBank genome assembly.